Molecule: messenger RNA, 3376 nt
Organism: Scleropages formosus (Asian bonytongue)
Lineage: Eukaryota; Metazoa; Chordata; Actinopteri; Osteoglossiformes; Osteoglossidae
Product: E3 ubiquitin/ISG15 ligase TRIM25-like
Exons: 14
Molecular function (GO): zinc ion binding; protein binding
Source: RefSeq, a predicted model, not a curated record
AGCAGUGGAACAGUAACUGCAGAAAAUGGCGGAAGCGGGAGAUCUUCUGGAUCACGACCAGUUCAGCUGUCCAAUCUGUCUGAAUCUACUGAAGAAUCCAGUGACUAUUCCCUGUGGACACAGUUACUGUAUGGACUGUAUUAAGAGCUGCUGGGAUCAGAAUGACCAUGUUGGUGUCUACAGCUGUCCUCAGUGCAGACAGACCUUCAUCUCAAGACCUGUUCUGGGCAGAAACACCAUGCUGGCCGAAGUGGUGGAGAAACUGAAGAAGGCAAGACUCAAAGUUGCUCGUCCCGCUCACUAUUAUUCUGAAUCUGGAAAAGUGAUGUGUGACAUCUGUACUGGGAGAAAACGCAAAGCUGUCAAAUCCUGCCUGGUGUGUCUGGUUUCUCACUGUGACACUCACCUCAAGCUUCAUAAUGAGCUCCAUCCAGGGAAGAGGCACAAGCUUAUAGAUGCCACUGGAGAACUGGAGGAGAAGGUCUGUUCCCACCAUGAGAAACUGCUGGAGGUCUAUUGUCGUACUGAUCAGCAGUGUAUCUGUUAUCAUUGUACGUUGGAUAAACACAGAGGACAUGAUACAGUCUCCGCUGCCGCAGGAAGGAAAGAGAAACAGAAACUGAUGGAUGUGACACAGAGGGAAUUCCAGAAGAGAAUAGAGGAGAAAGAGAAGGAGCUGCAGGAGCUGAGACAGGCUGUGGAUUCGCUCACACGCUCUGCACAGGCAGCAGUGGAGCACAAUGAGAAGAUCUUCACUGAGAUGAUCUGUUCAAUUGAGAAAAAACGUUAUGAGGUCAAAGAACUGAUCAGAGCUCAGGAGAAGGCUGCACUGAGUCAGGCUGAAGGAGUCCUGGAGCGACUGGAGCAGGAGAUUGAUGAGCUGAGAAGGAGAGACUCUGAGCUGGAACAGUUCUCAGAAACAGAGGAUCACAUCUAUUUCCUACAAACUUACCAGUCUUUUUGUACUCCUCCUACAUCUGGAUUCUCAUCCACUGCAUUUGUCAGUCACCAUUGUUCUUUUGGGGAUGUCAAGAAUGCUAUAACAGAUCUAAAAGAAAAAAUGGAAGACUUCAGCAAGAAGAAACUAAUGGAAAUCUCCCAAAAAGUUAAGAAAGAAACGAUCCUACACGCAGAACCCAGGACCACAGCCGAGUUUAUAGCGGGAGCAGUGGCUGCUCUUCCUAGGUGGGUGUGGCCUCUUACUACAGCUCUGCCCAAGUUGGGGAGACCUGUGACUGCAGCACUUCCCAAAUGGGCAGGGCCUGUGACUGCAUCUCUUCCAAGCUGGUUGGCACCUACAGUGACAGCUCCUCAUAGAAGGGAGGAAAACGAAGAGGAAGCUCAAUCUGGGACUAAGACGUUGGAGGCGACACAGAGGGACUUCCAGCAAAGGAUCAAUGAGAGAGAGAAGAAGGUACAAGAGCUGAGAGAGGCUGUGGACUCACUCACACGCUCUGCACAGGCAGCAGUGGAGGACACCGACAGCAUCUUCACCCAGAUGAUCCGCUCCCUUGAGAAAAGGCGCUCUGAGCUCAAAGAUAUGAUCAGAGCUCAGGAGAAGGCUGCACUGAGUCAGGCUGAAGGUCUCCUGGAGCGACUGGAGCAGGAGAUUGCUGAGCUGAGAAGGAGACACUCUGAGCUGGAGCAGCUUUCACACACAGAGGAUCACAUCCAUUUCCUACAGAACAGAGAAACGAAACUGAACUCUGUCUUCUGUGUGUGAAGUAAAAUGGCAGAGGGUGGAGUUCAUCUGGAUCAGGACCAGUUCAGCUGUCCAGUCUGCCUGGAUCUACUGAAGGAUCCAGUGGCUAUUCCCUGCGGACACAGUUACUGUAUGAACUGUAUUAAGAGCUGCUGGGAUCAGGAGGAUCAUGUUGGUGUCUACAGCUGUCCUCAGUGCAGGCAGACCUUCACGUCAAGACCUGUUCUGGGUAGAAACACCAUGCUGGCUGAAGUGGUGGAGAAACUGAAGAAGACAGAACUCCAAACUGCUCCUCCUGAUCACAUUUACACUGGACCUGGAGAUAUCGUGUGUGAUGUGUGUCCUGGGAGAAAACGCAAAGCUGUUAAGUCCUGUCUGGUGUGUCUCGCCUCGUAUUGUGAAACUCACCUCAGUCUUCAUGACAAACUGAACCCAUCAAAGAGGCACAAGAUGAUUAAUGCCACUGAUAAACUACAGGAUAAGGUCUGUUCCCAACAUGAGAAAGUGCUGGAGGUCUACUGUCGUACUGAUGAGCAGUGUAUCUGUUUGCUGUGCGUGAUGGACAAACACAGAGGACAUGAUACAGUCUCAGCUGAGAGAGUAAGGACUGAGAAACAGAAUCAAUUUAAGGCGACACAGAGGGAAUUCCAGCAGAACAUCCAGCAGAGAGAGAAGAAGGUGCAGGAGCUGAGAGAGGCUGUGGACUCACUCACACGCUCUGCACAGGCAGCACUGGAGGACACUGACAGCAUCUUCACCCAGAUGAUCCGCUCCCUUGAGAAAAGGCGCUCUGAGCUCAAAGAUAUGAUCAGAGCUCAGGAGAAGGCUGCACUGAGUCAGGCUGAAGGUCUCCUGGAGCAACUGGAGCAGGAGAUUGCUGAGUUGAAGAGGAGAGAUGUUGAGAUGGAGCAGCUUUCACACACAGAGGAUCACAUCCAUUUCCUACAGAGUUUCCAGUCUCUCUGUGUCCCUCCUGGACCUGUACACUUACCCACCAUCACUGUGAACCCACACUGCUCUUUUGGAGAUGUGAAAAAAGCUCUUUCUGAUCUCAAAGUCCAACUAGAGGAAGCCUGUAAGAAUAAAUUCACAGAGAUCUCCCAAACAGUGAAAGAACAACAGCUUACAGAACCCAGGACCAGAGGAGAGUUUUUACACUAUGCCUGUCAGCUCACACUGGACACUAAUACGGUGAAUAAACAUCUCCAUCUGUCUGAGAGGAACACAGUGGUGACUUGUGAAGGACUCCAGUCAUAUCCUGAUCAUCCAGAGAGAUUUGACAUUUAUUACCAAGUUCUGUGUACAGAGGGUCUGUCUGGGCGCUGGUACUGGGAGCUUCAAUGGAGUGGGAGUGGGGUUUAUAUAGCAGUGUCAUAUAAAGGGAUCAGUAGGAAAGGAAGAGGUAAUGACUGUGGUCUUGGACUCAAUAUCAAGUCCUGGAGUUUGUUCUGUUCUCCCUCCAGUUACUGUUUGUAUCACAAUAAUGUAAAGACUCCAGUAUCUGGUCCCAGUUCCUCCACAAUAGGAGUUUACCUGGAUCACAAGGCAGGAACUCUGUCCUUCUACAGUGUCUCUAGGGACACAGUGACCCUCCUCCACAGAGUCCAGACCACAUUCACUGAACCCCUCUAUCCUGGGUUUUAUGUUUGUUUAUCAUCUAAAGUUAAACUGUGA